Molecule: messenger RNA, 5779 nt
Organism: Drosophila sechellia
Lineage: Eukaryota; Metazoa; Arthropoda; Insecta; Diptera; Drosophilidae
Product: protein GSKIP homolog
Exons: 1
Coding region: 2042-2401 (119 amino acids)
Biological process (GO): regulation of canonical Wnt signaling pathway
Cellular component (GO): cytoplasm
Molecular function (GO): kinase regulator activity; protein kinase A binding
Source: RefSeq, a predicted model, not a curated record
AAAACUCCAUUUCAGCUGAAAAGAAAGCCAUAAAGUGUGCAAUCGCCAUGAAAAAAGUGCAACUGUCAACGGAACACAAAAAACUUUGUUGUUUACAAUUUGCCGUUGUUGCAGCAGCAGCCGUGGUGAGCUUGCAAAAUAUUGAAUUCAAUUUAAAGCGCAAGAGGCGUUCAUAAGUCUCCGACAAUUGUGGGCCCAAGGAGCGGUAGAAAGGCACCGCGCGGCGGGAAUCGGGGAAUCGGUGAAAGAGUUAAAGUCGGAUUAUGGUCAUGCACCGAACUCCCUUACCAGCCCAUUCCAUUUCAUUCCAUCCCAUCCCAAAACCAUUAUUCUCCGCAGUCGCCUUCUCAUCCGCUCACUCAUUUAUUCCUUUUGAUUGCAGUCGUGUGCGAGUGAGAUGCAAGCGGGGGGAGAUCGUAAACUGUCAGCGCAAUUAAAAUAAAUUGAAACUGAACUUUCGCACACACAGUGAAAAACGAUUCGAAUACUCAAGACUUUAAUAAAGCAAAUAUUUCUCUUUCGUUGUAAUCAAGAUGCAACGUGGUUCAUAUUUUUUUCCAAAAUUAUGCCAAAUUAGUUUCAAAACUACCAGCUAGUACAACAAAUAUAUGUAUAUCCCUUGACACUGUCAUCCUGUUCACAUUGUUCUUCAUAACUUAAAUAAUGGAAUGCCUUAUUAUAAAAACCAGGCUAUCAUAACAUUAUAUAAGUAUAUACAAACCUAUUUUUCACUGUGUGAAAAUGAAAUUUAACACAACUUUUUCCGCCCAGCUGUCGCAUAAUUCAUCAACUAUUUAGGCGGCAACAGAAGAAAAAAUUAAAGAAAAAUUUGCGUGUGUGUCGCAAAAAGUUUUUCAUUUUUAGCAUCUUGAUUGUUUGAGGGCGGGCAAGUGAGUAGGGGGGUUGGCCGGGUCCGGGGGCCCUGGAAGAUGGAGCAGAGAGCAGGAACUUUGCCUGGUAGCCGGGCCAGAAAACGGCUUGGCUUGCCUGCCAUGGCCAUGGGCAACUAAAUGAACGUUCCACAGUCUUUGGUCUUGGGUCCCCAGUCCUCUCUGUCCGUACGCUGUCCGUAAGCUGUCCGUCCCUUUCGGUCCGUUCCGUCUGUCGGGUAAGCCAUCUCUUUCCCCCGCCCCGACGACCGUCUCUUUCUGUGCGCUCACCUUCCUUCUCAGCUCGUAUCUCAAAUUGUUCAACUUCAUCAGCAAAAAAGCAAGGGAAAAGAUGCUGCUGCUGUGGAUUGUGGAUAUGUACUGUGAAAAAUUUGGAUAUUUUAAAGUUUUUUUUGUUUUAUAUAAAUCCAUAUUUAUCAUUCUCAUUAACCGAAGCGAGUACAUUUGAUUGCACUCAGUUCUAAUAAAAAGUUGCCUCUUUAAACUUCAGUUUAUCUUGAUUACUGAUAUAUUAAUCUCAUAUAUAGUUGAUUAAAACUAUAAAAAUCUAUAUAUUUAUUUGCUGUGCAUCAAAUCACACCAAGUCAAGCUUCCCUCAACCCCUUUACAUAUAUAUAUUCUUUGGUCUCUCCCCACUCUCCAUUCGAUUGUCAUGAGUCUGGGCCCGAGACUACUUGCUUUUGUCCUUUUUGUUUUCCAACGGCAGCAGGCAGCAUCAGGAGACUAAGACCCCGAGGUCCCAGAGCACUUGAGCUGGGUUUCUCCGAGUUGAGGAAGUCAAGGCGGCAGAUAUGGUAGGGAAUCGGUUGAGGGGGUUGAAGGCCUUAAGCGGAGCCGAACGAGGAGUUAAGCGGAUGCAUAAUACGGAAUAAUGUCUUGAAAACGAAAAGGGAAUGCUGAGCAUAUCGCUGGGAUUCCGAUGCUACUAAGAUACCCUUCAGCUUAAAAGGCUGUGCCAAACAUAAGCAUGUGAUGCGGAUUAUUUUGGAUUAAUUUCACGUAAUUAAUAUUGCAGCGGGAUGAGGGCUGUAUUGCAACUCUUUAUUGAUUUAAUUGAGGUAAUAAUAAAUUCAUGAAACAAGUGUAAUGUAAAUAUCUGUCAAAAUCCCUCGCCUGUUCUGUCCAAAAUUCGUGCUUAGAAAUUUCUAUGAAUGGCUCUCGUCCAGAGUAACGAAAACGACUUCCAUGCGCUUCGAGAGGCGCAACGGAUGGUGGACUCGUGCCAGGACUUUGCGGACCACUUGAUCGUGGCCGAGUUCCUACCCCAUUGUCGCGGCGUGGCCUACAUCAAUAUUCGCACCUUGGAGCAGGUCAUCUAUUGUGUGCAACUAAGUAGCGCUGGCUAUCGGAUCGUGUCCUAUGAGUUCGAUGAUGUGGCCGAUGAGGUGGCCAAUUGCGACACCGUCUAUGAGUCCGCCCAUCAAUUGCUGGCAGGGAUUAGUCCGCUGUAUGGGGAGAAAUAUGGCUUUGGACGAGAGCCACUGGGGAAGCGAAAGGAGAAGCGGUCCUGAGGUGGGCGUGGCAUGUGAAGAAUUUGUCUGCUAAUUGCUAAUUGCCGCCCCAAAAAGUGAUAAUUAAGCGUCUUGCAGGUAAAUGACUUGAUUGCAAUAAUAAAGCCCGAAGCUGCGAGUUGGAUUCGGGGUCUGCCAUUUGAUUAAUUGCUGCCAAGUGAGCACAGACAGACAGAGGGGAGAAGCUGGAGCAAGGAGCAAGGAGCAGGGGCAGGGAUAGGGGCAGGUUGCCAGUUGAUUGACUCAACUUGGCACUCUCCGGACCUUUUGUAGCGAAAAAAGUUAACAAGUUUUUGUGCCGUUCCACUUGACUGCCGCCGUCGAAGGAGGCGAAUGAAGAUGCAGACGGUUGAAGCUACAAGCUACAAGCUCUAACUCUCGAACACCCAACCAAACCAAUCCAAACCCCAACCCAGCCCAACCCAGCCCAACUCAGUGCCUGCCUCUCCAGCUCCACUUGUAUUCCUCAUUUUGGCCGGGCACCAAGCCAACUAAGGUUUUUAUCUAGUUGAGUCCAUCUAGUCGCUUUUCCGUCCGUCCCACGGGUGUCUGCUGUGGACAAUUCACAGAUACAUACGCUGAAAACACACAGAUGAACAAACACAGGUACAGGCAAACAUCAAUAAGAACGCUAGAACUUCAAAUCAAUGCAGGCAAUAAAACAAAAAUUAAAGUGCAGAAAGUUAGUCGAACUAUUUUCGUUUUUAAUAAUACAUUAGGCUUCUAUAAUGUAUGCCUCAUCCUGAAAUAUUUGUAAAGUGAUAGUUUGCUUUAUGUGAGCUUCACUGUAGUUGGGCGAACGCAUUUGCUUUGGCGUCCGUAUCGGCCAAGUCUAUCUGAGCUGGCUCUCCACUUGUCUAUGCUCGUAUAUCUGUCCAUUGAAGCAUGCAAUUGAUUGCUGCAACGGCAACGGCAGCAGCAGCAGCAUUAUCCCCAACCUCUGUGUUUUGCCCACCCCCCCCCACUGCAACCUGCCCCUUCUCCGCCUCUGCGCUUUAAUUGCCUUUUCAUUGCAGCCCGUCGGCCUUUUGACUCAGUGGAUCCAGCCCCCCUUUUGCCUCAUCAGUGUGUGUGUGUGUAAUUUGUGGUUGUUGUUCUUUGUUAAUGCAUUACAUGAAUUUUAACAAGCUUUGCAUUCUGACUGACUACCCCCCUCUCCCCCCCCCUUGCCCCUUUCGUGUUUGUUUAUUGUAGCCGCAUCUCUGCGAAUGCAGACAUAAUUUAACCUUUGCCUGUCUCAGUCUAAUGCAUUUCAUUUUGCAAAUUUUCAGUCAAUGAGCAUUGCAAAUUGAAGGCGCAUUUUAGAUGGGCAACUUUCAGAAGAUCUUCUACUUAAAUUGGUUAAAGCACGAAAAUCUUGGUAAUAAACUAAGCUCGUUUAAAAAAAAACCAUUUUGCAUCGUUAAACGAAAUUGGAUCAAAGCAUUCAAAAUGAAUAUCACUUAAUCAGUAGACAAUUUGAAACAAGUUCCAUUUAGAUUUUAGUAUUAUUUAAGUGAACUCGUUAAAAGGCUAUAAUGCAAACAAGUUUUGAUAAAAACGUUUGGAAUAAUUAUUUGCCUACUUCUUUUUUAGUAUUUGCCUUACAAAUAACCAACAGCGAUUCAAAUCAACAACAAUCUGUUGCAAAUGGAUAUAAUAUGUUAAUUUACUGAUCUAGUGUCCCUAAAAUUAUCUGGUGCAAUUUCACAAUAAAAUCCUAAAAUCACAAUUGCAAACAAGUUCACAAAUAGAGCUUAGGACACUUGCAAAAAAUAUUCAAAAAUUGUUUUUAAUAUUUUUCAUAUAAUUAUGUCUUUGGAAACGAUUAAUUUUGUAUGAUAGUACUUAAAAAGGAAGUUUUUCCACUUUUCCUCGCUUCAUCAAGGACAAUUAAUAGACAUAAGAAAAGAGAAAGUGAAAAUGAAAAUGACCCGAUAUUUUUUUUUGCGUGCACCACUCCCUGGAGUUUUCAUGGAACCGCAAAUUUUCCGUGUUAGUCCAACUAAUUGGCUGCGUUUUUGGUUAAUUAGCGCAUUAGCAGCUCCAACUAACCAUGACAACGUUGUCCGUCGAAAAUGAAAAUGAAAUCUCUUUGCUGUCGCACACGCGCUUUUAUGGGCACUCAAAUUGGCAGCUAAACUUUGGCAACAGCCACAACAUCAACGGCAACGGGCAACAUUCAACAAGCAGCAACAGCCACAGCAACUUGCAACCGCCGAACCAUCGACAACGACAACUAUUUUGUCUGCAUUAAAACGUUGUAAUUAUUUUAUGCCAGAUAACAAUUUGAUAUUGUCAAUGCUGCAAAAUGUUCAAGCCGCCAACAGAUGCGACAGCUGCGGGACUCGCGGGGUUUUUUCGCCGCGUGCAAACUGUGUGAGUUAGAUUGAUGGUGGCUAAAUGCAAAUUGGUUGCCAUUGCUGUUUUCAGUUUUCUGUAGCCAUAUGCUAAUCAGGGUGAGCCCCAGUCGCGUUUUGUUGCAGCAAAUUAAUUGGCUUUUAAAACCGUGUUAGAUCGCCAUAUCGCUUGUAAUGCAAUGAAAACAUCAUAUUGCACAAUAUAACUAUUGAAAAGCAUAUCUGUCGAAGCUGCUGAUAGAAACAUGAUUUAGUGUGUUUUUUCUUAAAUGAAGAUCUAAGACUAAUCUUAAAUCUUUUUCUUUUAAAUCAAUGCUCAGUUAUAAAGAAAAAAAACUAAACCUCUGCGACUUUAUUUCGUAUCUGUGAAAUUGCCAAUGAUUUCCAUGCGAAGUUGGCUCACUCUAAACUGAAUUUCCCCCCCCAGCCAACAAGCGGAGCAGCCUGAAAAUGGGGAAAACACAGUGGCGGCCACAAGUUUUUCGAGGGGCGUUUGCGGCGGGGAGGGGGAAGUGCCGCAUGCUGCUGUCAUCAGUUGACAGCCAGCAGCAGCAGCGUCGCCUUCGUCGUUGUAGCUUUUAACAAUUUGCAAUAAAUUAGCCGAGGCAACUGUGCAGAGUUUUCACUUGAAAUGCAACUAGAAUUGCAUUUUCCACGGGGUGGCGGAAAAGAGGGGAAAGUAAACAGGAAAAAAAUGGAGAGACUUUCUUUGCUUUAAGAAUGGGUUGCAUAAGCAGUUCUACAACCUUAUGGAUUGCACACUUGUUAGUUAAUCCUUGUAAUUAGUUUAAUUUUUAUGAACGGCAUUUAAGCCAGUUCGUAUUUCUUUGGCCAAAACCCUUUUUUCUCAGUGCCAGCGACACUUGGUGCAAUUUUUGCUCGAAGUUCCCCUCGUUCCCGCCAACUACCAAACACUCUUUUUCUUACCACAACAGUUUCCAAACAUGUCUUGCCAAUUUCACACUCAACUGCCUGCCUGCCUGCCUCUCCGCCCGAAUUCAGCUGGCUAAAAGCGAUUUUUACCUGGCCCGGUUCAUUU